Molecule: messenger RNA, 1396 nt
Organism: Phaedon cochleariae (mustard beetle)
Lineage: Eukaryota; Metazoa; Arthropoda; Insecta; Coleoptera; Chrysomelidae
Source: the annotation of a GenBank genome assembly
CUUCUGCAUACUGUUAACAGAAAAAGUUGGUUGAUUACUAGCGCGUUUGGGUUUUUUGGCUAGUAAGGUUUGGCCCCGUGUAUACGUGAGUGGAUAAAAAACCAUCUCGAUCAAACUCUUUGUUGUUGUUUUUGGUACCACUGAAUAAAUAAUAUUGGGUGGUUUAUUUGUUGACCUCUUCUUUCGCUACGAUGUACUUGAAAUUGAAUUCCGAGCUAUCACGGUGGCAGAAGUAUGCAGUGAUUUUUUCCAUAACAUUAUUGACAAUAUUUCUCCUGUUGUUCCUAGCAAUAUGGGUGAUCUUUCCAAUAGUAUUCAUGAACAACAUCUCAGUCCAAGCUUCCUCCAUAUUCCUCAACAUCGACAACCCUUCAAGGCCGGAUUUCGACAAUCCAGCGAAAUAUGACUUGGAUGGAACAGUGAACUUUUUCAUCACCACCAAUAACACAGACGGCAAUUCGGUUGCCAUCGGGACUUGGCUGAUCCUUCCGGAAAAUCAGCAAAAUAUGAGCGUUGGUCUGCAUUCAGCUGGGGAACUUUUGGCAAACACCUCGUAUCCAGUGUUGUUAUACAUGCACGGGGUAUAUGCGAAUAGGGCGAAGCCAAUUUACGCUUAUAAGGCACUCAGAAAACAGUUCAUCAUCAUUGCCAUUGAUUAUAGAGGUUUUGGAGAUUCGUCAAAUCUACAACCAUCGGAACUGGGUAUCGUGAACGACACCAUCCAAAUCUACGAGUGGAUCAGAAACAACACUCAGAACGAGAUCUACAUUUGGGGCCACUCCUUGGGAUCAGCUCUGGCUACUCACGUGGUACGGAAACUGAGAGAAGAGCACGAUAUCAUCCCCAUGGGUCUCUUCCUGGAGUCCCCCCUAACUACUUUGAGGGAGGCUAUGCCCAAACAUCCGAUUGGGAAGUUAUUCUCCUGGUUGGCUUAUUUCGACGAAACCUUCCUGAAUCCAUUGGAGAAGAACGGCUUCCAUUUCAGAACAUCGACCAACAUCUUGUACGUCGAUUGUCCCAUCAUGAUAUUACACGCCAAAGAUGAUGAUGUCGUUCCAUGGGAAUUCGGAAGCAAGUUAACUAAAUUGGCACUAGAGCGAAGGUGCAUUGAAGCUCAGGGAGAUGUUAUCUACUAUCAGUUUGACGAGAAGUUUGGCUACAACCAUAUGCACAUAACUACUGAUCCCCAUCUGAAUGUCUAUAUUCGGACCUUCUUGGAUGAGUGCAGGCGAAUGAACCGAAUGGUGAGGUGAUCCAUCCCAAAGGAUAGUAACGGAAACUCAUAAUACACCUUACAUCAUUUUUAAUUGGGAAUAAUGAUUAUUUCGACAUUGACUUGCUAUUUAUUACUUAUUUAUAUGAAUUGUUUGAACUCAAGUGACGAUACAUUUUGAAC